Molecule: messenger RNA, 402 nt
Organism: Aspergillus terreus NIH2624
Lineage: Eukaryota; Fungi; Ascomycota; Eurotiomycetes; Eurotiales; Aspergillaceae
Exons: 3
Coding region: 1-402 (133 amino acids)
Source: RefSeq, a predicted model, not a curated record
AUGAAAAUCUCACUUGCUCUCUCUGCUCUUGCCUUACUUGCUUGCCCUGCCGCAGCGGUCGACUUUGAUCCAACAGCAGACUGUGCGGAGCCCAGAACCGCCUGGUGGAACCUGUGCACCCGAUCUGCCUCCAACUGCUGCCACUACUCAGCCGAAAAGGCCAAUGCAACCUGUCCGAUGUCUCGUGCAAGACAUUAUUUCUAUCUAGGACGGUGCAGGACGCUCUACGAGGUCAGCGCACUACCCUACAACAAAACCGACUGCCAUGGAUUGUCAUUGGAAAACGUCACCCACGACUGCAGUCCUGGUCACUUUCUCGCCAAGGGCCUUUCUCGCCAAGGAUGGCUCUCUUUGGAUAUGUAUUUUGCCGAAUAUGAGACUGUACCUCCCGACACUGGUUGA